This is a messenger RNA of Vicugna pacos (alpaca), 3492 nucleotides long. RefSeq names its product ST6 N-acetylgalactosaminide alpha-2,6-sialyltransferase 1 (gene ST6GALNAC1). The record is from RefSeq and is a predicted model, not a curated record. Gene Ontology annotation, molecular function: alpha-N-acetylgalactosaminide alpha-2,6-sialyltransferase activity. NCBI's taxonomy places the organism in Eukaryota, Metazoa, Chordata, Mammalia, Artiodactyla, Camelidae. Gene Ontology annotation, biological process: oligosaccharide biosynthetic process.
UUUCAGAGGCGCUGCUGGGCAGUGGGUAGGAACACAGUCUGCAGGUCAGUUGGAUCUGGUCCCCAGGCUGGCGGCUCACACCGUGCUCUUGGGCAAGCUGCCCACUCCUGGGGUGAUUUCCUCGAGGGUAAAAUGGGGUUGAUAACGGUGUGCGGCUCCUAGAGUGGCAGAGGGCAGCGCUCGUGAACGUGAAGCAUCCCACAGGGCACGACCUCAGGCGAGAGGCAGGGAAGGCUGAACGGAAUGGCUAUGCAUCAGUUGGUUCUCUGAUGCGUAGAGGACCACAGCUGGCCACACAAGAGAAUCACCCAAGGAACCAUAAAAAAAAAAAAAGCCGCACCUGGAAAAAUAGCAAUCUUCAGAGAUUCUGGCUUGAUCGGUUUAGGUGCAGCCUGGGCAUCAGGAUGUGUUAAGUUUCCCAGGCAAUUCUAACGAGCACCCAAGACUGAGAGCUGCUACUCUAAAUACCCAGGAAAGGAGACAUUCCUGGAGCUCCAGCCUUGGGCUGUGCAAGGGUCUUUUAGGAAAAGAUUGCAAGUGGUGGGUGGUCUCAAACCUGCCUGGGUUCCCUGAUUUUCAUGUUGAGCGUGGAGACCGUGCAAGGCUCUUCCACCCAUGCACUUGUCCAGAGACCGUCCCUGAGGGUUUGGAACCUGAUGAAAGUAAGUUUCCAUGUAAUGUGUGUAUCUUUCUUGUUAAAUCCUCCAUUCAGAAAUCAGCUUCAGAGACAAAGAAAAAGAAGGUGAACUUGUUUGAACAGAAGGAGUUUCUCUUCCUUCAAGCCACGCCAGCCUAUAAGCCUUCAUAAAACAGCAAAGGCAGCUCCUUUUCCUGGCAGACACUGAGAGACUCAGCGUUUACCAGAGUGACAAGGGGUAUGUUCUCCCCGGUCAGAAGACCUGAGUGAGUUAGACUGUUUCCUGUCUACAACAAAGCCUCGGGACUUGCAGAAAUUUCUUGCAAGCCUGGACCCACCAUCAUGAGGGCCUGCCCGAGGACACUCAGCCAUCUGGGCCAAGCUGGCCAAUGGCUCUUGCUCUUGGCUGUGACUGUCCUUCUCCUCUGCACCCUGUCCUUCUUUAUCAAGGAACCUAAUACAAAGCCUACCAGGAGUCAGAUUCCAAAGGACAUUAAAGAAAGGUCACCAGAGUUGCUGCAAAAGGCUACAUCCCCUGCACCCACCACAGGAGGGAGGAUGACUGCCCACGCAGAGCCCACACAAGAGGCCAGCACGUUGGACACAGCCCCCGAGGCCACAACCCGCACGGCUGGCGAGGGCAGAGCAGAGGCCAGCAAGGCCAGUGCGGAGGAGCCACACAGAGCACACAGGACAGCCAGGACGGCAGCCCCAGAGAUGCAGGAGACAAAGGACGCCAUGCAGGACACGCUGCCCCUGGGAAGCCAAGGCGGGGGGCUGGCCUCUGGCAGGACGGAGGCGCCAUCGCUGAACAAGCAGGACACAAGGACGAGCAGAGGACCAGGGGACCAGAAGGCGAGGCCGGCAGCCUCGAGGACGGUGCCCGUGAAGCCUCAGGGCGGAGCGGCAGUGUCAUCAAGGAUGCCCCUUCUGGGAAGUCAGGCCGGGGUGAGGACCCCCGCAAGAGCCAGGCCAGCAGGGAGGGGAGCCAGAGGAGCCACCACAGCGGCUACCCCACCCGAGAAGAGAGCCCAGGCCACCCGGUCCUCGGCCCCUCUCCAGGGGCCCACCACCCAGAGAGGCCAGAAACUGCGGGCCGCCAACUUCAAGUCUGACCCGCGGUGGGAUUUUGAGGAAGAAUACAGCCUGGAGGUGGGGGGCCUCAAGACGACUUGCCCUGACUCGGUGAAGUUCAAAGCCUCCAAGUCACCCUGGCUCCAGAAUCUCUUCCUGCCUAACCUCACCCUCUUCCUGGACUCCAGACACUUCAACCAGAGCGAGUGGGACCGCCUGGAGCACUUCCCUCCACCCUUCGGCUUCAUGGAGCUCAAUUUCUCCCUGGUGCAGAAGGUCGUGACACGCUUCCCGCCAGUGCCCCAGCAGCAGCUGCUCCUGGCCAGUCUCCCUGCUGGGAGCUCCCAGUGCAUCCGCUGUGCCGUGGUCGGCAACGGGGGGAUCCUGAACAACUCUCACAUGGGCCAAGAGAUAGACAGCCAUGACUACGUGUUCCGACUGAGUGGAGCUAUCAUUAAGGGCUACGAACAGGAUGUGGGUACUCGGACGUCCUUCUACGGCUUUACUGCCUUCUCCCUGACCCAGUCACUUAUUAUAUUGGGCAGUCGAGGUUUCCGGCACGCACCUCUGGGGAAGGAUGUCCGCUACCUGCACUUCCUGGAAGGCACCCGGGACUACGAGUGGCUGGAAGCACUGCUUCUGAAUCAGACCCUGGUGAAAAAGAGCCUUUUCUGGUUCAGGCACAGGCCCCAGGAGGCCUUCCGGGAAGCCUUGCAGCUGGACCGGUACCUGUUACUGCACCCAGAUUUGCUUCGAUACAUGAAGAACAGAUUCCUGAGGUCUAAGACUCUGAACAGCGUCCACUGGAGAAUAUACCGGCCCACCACGGGGGCCCUCCUGCUGCUUACCGCCCUUCAGCUCUGUGACCAGGUGAGCGCCUACGGCUUCAUCACCGAGGGACACGAACGCUUCUCUGAUCACUACUAUGAUAAGUCAUGGAAACGAACGGUCUUUUACAUCAACCAUGACUUCAAGUUGGAGAGGACGCUCUGGAAGCGGCUGCAUGAUGAAGGCAUCAUCUGGCUGUACCAACGUCCUGUCCUGUAACUUCCAAACCAACGACCUGACCGGAGCCGGGGCCGGGGCCACGGAGUCCCUGCAGCAGUUCCAAGGCACGGGCUGUGGUGGGAGCCUGCAGGCUCUUCCACCAUUUCCCAGAGCCUGGACCAGGCUCCGACCGACUCCCUUCAGACUUCCGAGGGAACAAUGGUACAGAGGAGGGGUCGCCCUCAAGAUGACAAACAACUGAGGGAGGUUUUGGAAACUCUGGAGAUUUGCUGUGGGUUCUGUUGCCUGGAGGUGGGGGCUCGUUCUCGACACCAAGGAACUUUACCCGAGUCUUCACUGUUCCAAAGCUUCCUGGCACAGAAGAAAGAGCCCGGACUUGCAGAGACAUGUAGAUUUGGGUUUGAAUUCCAGAUCUUCUACUUAGCAGCUGUGAAAUCUUGAUGGCAUUACUUAAUUUCACUCUAGACUGUCUAGAGGGCCCUUCCAGGAGUCAUCUGGUUCAAAAAGGUCUGCACCUUUCCUUGGCUUUUGAGCUACUUGACAACUCUCUCGGUUGUAGAAAACUGAGAGCAAUAAAAAUGAUUCUUGCCCACGGAGAGGCAAAUAAAUUUUGUACAAUGAAACAUGAUUCCCCUGUGGAUAGUGACUGGUUUUGUUCCUGUUAGCAAACUCAUCUUAGGUUUCCUGAUUGCCUACAUGUGUGUCCGGACUUUGGGUUCUCCUUUGAGCCAGAUUUUACUACUGCCUUCACUAAUUAAUGAGUUAAAUAAAAU